Prorocentrum cordatum is the source of this 537-nucleotide messenger RNA. The record is from the annotation of a GenBank genome assembly. Lineage: Eukaryota; Dinophyceae; Prorocentrales; Prorocentraceae.
AUGCGCCACCCCCCCGCCGUGGUCCGGCGCACCCUCGAGGUGACGUUCCUGCUGCUCAACGCCUCCAAGGCGCCCGCGAGGCCGGCGCCCCCCGCCUGGGAGCGCGUGCAGAGGAUGCUGUGCGACGCUGGGUUCCUCGGCCGCAUGCUGCGCUACGACGCCGCGGCGCUCCAGGCCGCGCCCGUGCUGGCGGCGUACGUGGCCGCGGAAUACUUCGACCCGGAGCCCACGCACCGGAAAGCUCUCCCGAAGAGGAACGGUUGGGCGACGUCCAGCGCUCGCUUCUCGGGCCAGCUCGCGCAGAGGCUGGAAGACUGCGAGCCGCUGACCCUGAAGCGCGUGCAGCGGGCCAGCCUCGCCACAGCCGCCCUCUUCAAGUGGUCCGCGGUCACACUGGCCCGAGCAGCGGAGGGCGGCGGCGAGGGCGCCCCGGAGCUGGCCGAGGAGGCCGAGGAAGUCCAGGCAUCGUUGGCUGCACCGCCUGCCGAGAAGGCUGCGCCAGCCGAGCCAGAGCCCUUGCCGCAGGCCGACCUCCAG